AUGGGAAAGGUUCAUCCCCAAGCACUUGUAUCUUCAACGCCUUGCUACCUCACAUCCAAACAAGAAUCAUUCACAGUAUGGAUGAAGUCUCUAGUCCUGAGUGGCAAAGGCUGCACUGUAUUUGAUUCAGACGGUCAUGUUGUGUACCGGGUUGAUAACUAUGACUGCAAGAGUAGAAAGCAAGUUCAUCUCAUGGAUUUCAAAGGCGAGGUCCUGUUCACCAUACUGAGGAAGAAAUUCAAGUUGUUCGGGUUCUGGGAGGGUUACAGAUCCAGUGGUUCGGAAAUUGACAAGACAAAGCCAGGUUUUCAAGUAAGAAAAACCUUGAGGUUGAUAAGGGGAGAUUCACCGUGCAAGGUUACUGUCGGAUUGGAUAAGAAUCAAGCGUCCCAAUACAAGAUAGGAAGCUGGUCCAGCAAGUCAGCAUACAAGAUAGUAGACAAGUUUGGAGUGGCCAUAGCAGAGGUAAAGAGAAAGCAAUCAGCAUGUGGAGUUGUGCUUGGAGAAGAUGUUUUGUCAAUGGUGGUGGAGCCCUGUAUUGAUCAUUCUCUUAUCAUGGGGCUUGUUCUUGUGUAUAGCCUCAUCAACUCCAAAAUGUAG
Dovyalis caffra is the source of this 600-nucleotide messenger RNA. NCBI's taxonomy places the organism in Eukaryota, Viridiplantae, Streptophyta, Magnoliopsida, Malpighiales, Salicaceae. The record is from the annotation of a GenBank genome assembly.